This is a messenger RNA of Mucor mucedo, 1586 nucleotides long. RefSeq lists its product as uncharacterized. Lineage: Eukaryota; Fungi; Mucoromycota; Mucoromycetes; Mucorales; Mucoraceae. The record is from RefSeq and is a predicted model, not a curated record. The coding region runs from base 26 to 1468 and encodes 480 amino acids. The transcript has 4 exons.
CUUUUUUUUUCCUCUAAUUAAAAUAAUGGACAUAUAUAAAAAGCGGCACUUGGAAAAUAAUCAACAAUAUAACAAACAUGAACAGACGAUCGACAGUAUACAAAGUGCGUUGCGUAGGGAGAUACCACACCUAAUACAAGAAUUUGAACUUACAGUGCAAGAAUCGGAUACAAUCCAUGAAUUCAUUAACGAUCGAGCAACGAUGUUUCGAUUUCUCAGAAAAAAUAAAUAUUCAUUGCCCACUUCGCUUUCAUUAUUGUUGGACACCGUACGAUGGAGGAUUUUGGCUGACAUUGAUGCUAUUCGCGUAUCCAGCGUCAGAGAAUUUUUGCAUGAACCUCUUGUCUAUUUUCAUAAAUCCGAUAAAAUACAUCGCCCCGUCUUGGUCGUCAACCUUGCAUAUUUACCAAAGGCACCCGAAGGUUAUGAUGUCACUGAAUUCUUGACACCCCUAGUUAUUUUUGUCUUGGAAACCGCUCGUUUGUUAAUCUGGGACAGGACAAAGGAAAGAACUCAGGCAGGCACAGAACUUCCCCUUGUGCUGGAAACAAUGAUUCUAGUGGACUUUAAAAAUGCCAAUGGACUACCCACGGACAUGACCCUGUUUAAGUCGUUCGUUACUCUCAUGAGAAGAUACCCGGGUAUGACAGGCACCGUUAAUUUAUUAAACUUUGGUUGGAUGUAUCAAGGUCUUUGGCAAAUGUGUAAGCUGGUAUUAUCCAAUGACGCCAAAUCCAAGGUGAAUUUCCCCAAAUUACCAGAGCUCUCUGUGCUGAUUGAGCCCAAAGACCUGCUGACUGAUUUUGGUGGAGAUGACCCAUUCUUGUGGGACUCUAGAAAUGAUGGCUACUAUGCCAAGUAUAGAGGAUCGGUACAGCAGCUGAGUCGUCGUAAUUCCAACUCAUCCAUUUACUAUGAUACAAUUGAACCCUUCACGAGACCGUCUUCGUCAUUUAGCUUAUACGGAACACCGAUUGGAUCAUUAACACCUGUAGCGAGUCAUGCCAAUUUAACAAGUGUAGCCAAAGCCUACUCAAACUUAUCCCUUCCUUCCAAAUUGGGCAACGGAAUGCCACUUCGUACAACCAUAAAGACACUGGGAUUGUUUGUCAAUGCAUCAUCCACUGAUUUCAUUGGCGGUGUGCCUUCAUGGGUCCUGUCAGAAAAGUUAAAUGCGAUACAUGGAGUGCGGGAUGAAACGACAAGAAGGAGGAGAUGGUUUAUAAAGUUACUGUCCAGGUGUGAACAUACAGCCAGAUACAUGACAAUGCGCAUCCUGCGAAAAGUCGUCAAAUACCGUGGUACUCUUUACUGGGUUGUUGCUUGUUUCUUAUUGAGAAAUGGAGUUCAAGAACUUAUAGAACAUGUGUUUAUGUUAAUGAUGCAACUGAUGCUGACGAAUUCGGCUAGAAAUACGGUUGGUUUAGGCAGCCUACUUAGUUUAACUUCUGGUCAAAUGACACUGUAAAUAAUAAUAAGACCCUAUGACGUACAGAGGGGAUGACCCGCACCCUCACAUAUAAAUUAUAUGCAAAAUACUCAAUCCCGUUAAAAUAAAAAUAUAUCACGUGUAUUAAACAUCUAAA